AUGCCAAAGUACAACGGUGAUAGCAUCACUGAACUCAUCAGCGCCCUGUGUGACAGUAGCCUGUCAGGGUUUUCAUGGAAACGUCGUUCCCUGUGCGGAGUGUCACAAGAGGGCAUCCGCCGUACUCUCUGGAAAUGUGCCUUCAGGGUCCUCCUAUCAAAACUCUUCCAGGGUGACACUUCUAAAGCUGCUGCAUCGUCCUAUGCCCUUGCUUCCACACCAGCGCGAAACAAAAUAUUGAUGCUUUCUUUCAACCUACGAGUGGCGGGCUGCCAGGAGGAGGCUGAGAGGCUGGAGUGCUUCCUGGCCCAGCUGCAUGAGGGAGCCUCCUCGGCAUUGACAGAGCUUGAUGCUGUGCUGGAACUCCUGGCACUGCUGGCUGGUUCUGCUCCCCAGCCGCCAACCUCUCUUAGUCAGGGCUACAUGUGCCGUGAAUGGGCCACACUCCGCAGGCCUCCACUUGGCAGCUACCAGAGUGUAGAACUGCAGUGCCUGGAGGCCCGGGCUUGGGUGAUGGUGUGUCAAGAGGAGUGGGCUGCUCUCAGGGGUUUCUGUGGGACCCUAAGCCUCAUGGAUGCUCCACCUGGGACUGGACUGCUGGCUCUAAGGGGGAGAUCAGAGCAAAAAGAGGGCUUUGAGAAGGAGACGAGGUUGUCUCUGUUUGGAGCACUGCAACACACACGCACUUCUAGCCUAGACAUCCGGCUAGACCUCCCACCAGUGCCCAGCAAUGCAGAUGUUACAGGCCUAGUCAUUCGGGUUCCCCAUUCUCUAGAUCAGUCUGAGGAUGAGGGUUUCCAGUCAGCCUCUAACUUGACUCCUGACUCCCAGUCUGAACCCAGCCCAGAGCUUGACAUCUGGGAAGCCCUGCGCACCUUCGAGCCCAAGCGACACCGCUGUUGGGAAAAUGUUGGCUGUCCUCCAGGUCAGAGAGAGUCCCAAUACUUGUCGGAGGGAGGCAGAGAAGCCUUUGAUCAGCUCUACAGGUUGUGGGAGGGAGAGAUUAGAGUGUUGAGCUCCACUCAAACCCCUUCCCCCCUUCUCCCUUUGCCCUUGAAUUGCCAAAGCCUGCUGGUUAAAGACCUCCUCAAUGUCCUCAUUGGGGUGGCAUCAACAACCUUUACCCUCAAUGCGGCUUGUGUGCAGUUUGAUGUUCGCCCUGGUGUGUGUGUGUCAGGAGCCUCUCCAGAGAGUGCGUCGAGGUUGCUGGGAGAGCUGGCUCAGUAUGGUACACACUACCUAAGACUCAGUCGCUUCUCCAUUCAGAGUGCUCAUAAACGAGGACUUGUCUUUCAGGCUUUUGCAGGGAGCCUGAGGCGGUAUCUGCUGUACUACAGGGCCUGCGUGCUGUGCACCCCAGCCACCUUCAGCCUUCUCACCAUCAGUUUCCUCUUCCGCAAGCUGGGCCGCCAGCUCAGGUAUCUGUCAGAGCUUUGUUGUGUGGAUGGAGCUUCAGGUGUGGGCCAAGCCACGUUCCCUGUGGGAGUGAAGCUUUUGUCCUACCUGUACAACGAAGCCCAGAGUAACUGCAGUAAUGAAAACUAUCCUGUGCUGUUGUCUCUGCUCAAGAGUAGCUGUGAACCCUACACUCGGUUUGUUUCUGACUGGGUAUACAGUGGCGUCUUCAGGGACGUGUAUGGAGAGUUUAUGAUCCAGGUCAAUGAAGACUACCUCAGUUGCAGAGACAAACACUUUUGGGUGCAGGGCUACACUCUGAUCUCUCAGGAUGUGGAGGAGUGUGUGCCAGUCUUCCUCAGACACAUAGCCAGUGAUGUAUAUGUCUGUGGCAAGACCAUCAACCUGCUCAAGAUCUGCUGUCCCCAGCAUUACAUCUGCUGGUCAGAGCUGCCUGUGCCUCCGAUUGCUGUGACCUUCUCCCGGCAGGAAGUGGAGGAAAUUGAGCGGCACUGUGCCAUUUACCGUGGGCGCAUGGAGCGGAUUGGCAAACACAGUGCCAUCAGCAGGGAAGAACAGGCUCGACGAACAGAGCAAGCAUGCCAGGAACUCAUCAACCAGGCCAGGGAGACUGCUGCAAAGACACUGGACAAUAUCAGAGGGCGGCAGGUAUCCCAGCGUCUUGCAGAGGAAGCCAAGAAGAGACAACUCUUUGAGGAAUUGAGACAGCAGUUGGAACUUCAGCAGGAGUGGCGUAUUACAGCCAGGCAGAAGGAGCAGGAGGAUGACUAUGGAUUUGCCCGGGAACUAAGAGACAGAGAGAAACGACUGCAGGCCCUUGAGAAGCAGCUGGAAAAUAGGGCAAGGAAAGAGCUGAUUGCACGGUACAGCCGCCUGUCAAAGGAGGCAGCAAAACGAGAGCAGCGAGCUAUGUGGAGGGUGCAGAGAAUGAGACUGGAGGAAGUGAGAGUCAGAUUUCUACAGCAAGACAAAAAGAAUACCAAGACUCUUCUAGAAAGGUGUCUUUUAGGGCAGAAGGGAGACAUUUUGGGGAGGCUUCCCUCAGACGAAGCAUCUCUACAGCAAGCACAGGAGACACUCAGCUCUGAGCAGGGCUGUGAGAAUCAUCACCCAGAGGCCCCAGUCAUGAACAUGCCCCCUCUCCCUCCCCCUGUCCAUCCAGCCUGCCCCACCAUCAGAGAGGGUGCACUGAUCCUCCAUAAACCUCUGCAAGAGUCAAUAAGCAAGACAGUCACCCAGGCACUUCAGGACAUUGAGUCUGACCUUUACAAAUCUCCUAAGGUCCCUGUUUCCAACACAGAUUAUGACUUAUACAUCCCUCAAGGCCCCUUGGAAGUGGCUCACAUUGGGCUCCAUUUGCCCAUGCCCCACACCCAUUUAGGGGAAAAUGUUUUGGGUGUCAAAGUGUUUGUCUCGACCCCGAGGUCACAGAGUCACACGAUGCAGACAGAUUUUGUUCUCGGGCAGCGUACGCCAGAGCUGCUACUGUCUGAACACCAGGUCAUGGUCCAGCCCUCUCCUUUGUCAGAACAUGUAGGAUACAGCAGUAACAGCACUGCAGAGCAGAGGGGUGGUAAUACCCAUGUCGCGUUUGGGCUGCAGAGCACAGCCCCAUCAGAGCCGAGGAUGCCUGCCGCUGUAGAGGAGAGUCACAUGCUGGUCAGCUUGCUGCAGACUACAGAGAGAAAGAGCUCAGAUAUGCAGGCUACAGAGAGAGAGAGCUCAGACAUGCAUGUGAAGGUUCACACAGCUGUUGCACAGAGAACAGAGGGGCUCUCUGCACGUUGGCCAGAAUCAGUACUGAAACAUGCUGAAGAGAAACUAGUGAAGGUCAGGGUCAUUGAACAGACUACUUUGGAUAUGGUAGUUUCGGAGACUUCCAGCACUUAUAUUCAUGACCAAGUUUCUGACACCCAUACAGAGGUUGUUUCUGACAAAUCCAUGCCUUUGCCCUCUUUGAGCAUGAUUGGUCAUGUCUGUCAUAACAAGAGUGGGAUAAGGGAGGGUGAACUUACCCUUGAGGUGAAAGACCAUCUCUCAUCACCUGAUAUUCAUGGGCACGCCUCUGAUGCCCAUAUAAGGGCUGGAGAACAUGUUUCCGUGGUUACCGUCCCUAUUCCCACCCCCAGUAUUCACAGACACGCCUCUGAUGCCCAUAUUAAGGUUGGAGAACAUGUUUCCGAGGUUACCGUCCCUAUUCCCACCCCCAGUGUUCACGGACACGCCUCUGAUGCCCAUAUAAGGGUUGGAGAAAAUGUUUCCGGGGUUACCGUCCCUAUUUCCACCCCAAAUAUUCAUGGUCACGCCUCUGAUGCUCAUAUUAAGGUUGGAGAAAAUGUUUCUGAAGUCAUGGCCACUAUUCCCCUCAUGAAUAUUCAUGGUCACGCCUCUGAUGCUCAUAUUAAGGUGGGCGAGUUCAUUUCGGAUGUAAUGCCAUCACGCCCGCGUUGGAACAAACAUGGUCAUUCCUCUGACUGUAACCUCACAGUGGGUUGCGUGGUGCCUGAGAGAAAACCUAUGCCCGUUCCCUUACUUGGAAGUGGUUAUAGAUGCUACUCAGAUUCUAAAGUUGGCAUUGGGAGUGUAGACAUAGACACAGAUCCAUCCCAGCUCCCCAAACCCAGCUGUGAUAUUUGGCCCUCCACGGAUUCUACCAUGGAUGUUCGAUUUGUUGCACCUGGUACGGAGCCUCUGCCACCCUCUGUGUUGGGCGUUGCAGAUGGGAACCCCUCGGAUACCACCCAGCCUGCAGGCACUGACCCAUUGCCUCAGACUAAGCCUCCUGGAAAAGACAAACACAGCCAAGACAUCCAAGACAGCCAUGGCAGUCAGAGAGAGACCAGCUAUGAGUUCCUUCCCUCCAAUGAGGGCCUGACGGCCUUGGCUCGAGGACUGGGCCUGUCCUCUGGACACAGCUCAGAGGAUGACUACCUUCUCUCACUGGCCGCACAGUACCAGGUGGAGCAGUAUCAGGAUACCUACAGUCUUCUGACGUCAGGCUCUGAGUCUGCGCUGUUGCAGCAGGUGAUGCGAGGCCCCUAUGGACUGCCUGUCGACCCCUCCCUGCACAGGGCCACAGACACCACAGCUGUGCAGCUCAGUGAGAUGGUGUCAUUGCCUGUGCUGAUGAAGCACUCAGUCACCAUGCCUCUCAUCACUCACGUAUCUCUGGUGAAUAAAGCAGUGGUGGAUUACUUCUUUGUGGAGCUUGGCGUGGAGCGACAUUUUGAAGCUCUUAAACACUUCCUGCUGAUGGAGGAUGGAGAAUUCGCCCAGUCUCUCAGUGACUUGCUCUUUGAAAAGCUGGGUAACGGGCAGACCCCUGGAGAGCUCCUGACUCCUCUGGUGCUAAACUCCAUCCUUAGCAAAGCCCUGCAGUACAGUGUGCAUGGGGACAGCAGGCUGGCCGCCAACUUCACCUUCGCUCUUCGCUUCCUUCCCGAGGCAUUUCACCCCCAUGCCCCAGACGCACUCAACUGUCUUGAGUUACGCUAUAAGGUGGACUGGCCUUUGAAUAUCAUUAUCACAGACAGUUGCAUGAACAAGUACAACCGCCUGUUUUCUUUCCUGCUGCAGCUGAAACACAUGGUAUGGACUUUGCGAGACGUCUGGUUCCACCUCAAGAGGACAGCUCUGGUGCAGGGCGCAGGUCGGUCAGUGCAGUUCCGGCAGCUACAGCUGUACAGGCAUGAAAUGCAGCAUUUUGUGAAGGUGAUUCAGGGCUACAUUGCAAAUCAGAUUCUUCAGGUGUCCUGGAGUGAGUUCACACAAAAGCUGAGCAGUGCCAGUGACCUGGACACCAUUCACCACACCCACUCUGACUACCUCAACAGAGCCAUUUUCAGGGGUCUCCUCACAGAAAAAGCAGCCCCUGUAAUGAAUAUCAUUCACAGUAUCUUCAGUCUGAUCCUCAAGUUUCGUGCUCAGCUCAUCGCACAGCCCUGGGGCACCCAGGAGAGAGAGGCUGUGCAUCCCAACUUCAUAGCCAUGCAACAGUCAUACAACACUUUCAAAUACUACUCUCACUUCCUCUUUAAAGUGGUUACCAAACUGGUCAACAAAGGCUACCAACCUCACCUGGAAGACUUCCUCCUCCGUAUCAACUUCAACAACUACUACAAAGAUUCCUGAGGGUUUUACCUGUUUGUGUUUGUGUGUAUGUUUGUG
This is a messenger RNA of Chanos chanos (milkfish), 5583 nucleotides long. It is a transcript of the gene tubgcp6, whose product is annotated as tubulin gamma complex component 6. The record is from RefSeq and is a predicted model, not a curated record. Gene Ontology annotation, molecular function: gamma-tubulin binding; microtubule minus-end binding. Lineage: Eukaryota; Metazoa; Chordata; Actinopteri; Gonorynchiformes; Chanidae. Gene Ontology annotation, biological process: mitotic cell cycle; microtubule nucleation; cytoplasmic microtubule organization. Gene Ontology annotation, cellular component: spindle pole; gamma-tubulin complex; microtubule organizing center. The coding region runs from base 1 to 5547 and encodes 1848 amino acids. The transcript has 24 exons.